AUUGAUGGUCAAGAACCACCGAGAAUGAAGAAUAAUAUAAGUUUUAGAGAGAGAGAAAGAGCAAAGUAGGAGUUUAUUCGUUUCUAACUUGGAUCCAUUACAAUGAGGGGUCUCACCCCUUUUAUAGGGGAUACAAUACACAUAGUCAAAGUUUCUCUGAUCGAGGUUCGUCGCCUAGCGGACGUCAUCCCUGUUAUGCAUUGUCCCUUUCAUCCCGUCGCUGUCGCGCAGUCAACGUGGCCGGUCGCUAUCCGGCAGUCGCUAUCACGGUCCCCAGCCGAGCUCGCUACCCGAGCCGAGCCCAUAGGGCGAGCCGAGUUCAUGGGCCGAGCAGAGAAGAUCCUCCACGUGGCUGAUGGGUCCCGGAUGACGUGUCUUUUGGGGCCGUCCUCCAUCAUAAGCCCCCCACUCUUCGGGUUUCGUUGCAGUCAGCGAUGGGACACAGGAGAGUAUGGGCACUUCUUUCGUCGGUCCGCGUUCGAACGCGGCGACGAGGGUUCCGUCACAGGCUCUGCCCAAGAAAGCGACUCCCGCUCGGCCUCCGUUGAGGAGAUAGUCGAGGCGGUUGAGAUCCCUCUUCAGUCCGAGCCUCGCAACCUGAGGCGCACUGCCCUGGAGGACUCGGGGAUCCGAGCGCGGAAGUGCACCAUCACGGCUGAGGAAUUCCGCAAGGCGAAGCGCCUGGCCUCGGCGCCAGGUGUGACCGUGCGUCGUCCCACCCCCGAGCAGUCAGUCUUUGAUGCUCUUUCGGGUUUCUUCGUUGUCCACCUCAAAUCCCUCGAGGUUCGCCCCAAUCUGGCUCGCUUCCUGUUGCUCUUCCGGUUGGCGAAGUCAUCUGGUCGGGCCAACUCCGACUCGGGUUCGUAUGCCUCUAUCUUCCAGAGGCAGGAGAGGCUUUUCAAGACGAGGAAGGACUCCGCCAAGAGUUGGAAGGGUAAGUUCAUCUUCAUUUCUCUCUCCUCGGACUCCCCUUUUCGUAAAGAACCCCUCAGUUCCUUUCGGCGCCGCUCCGCGUGUGUCACCUCGAACAAGAUGCUCGAAGACAUAGAGACGCUCUGCCAAGGGGGGCCCUUCGAAGUCGGCUCGGUGGUGACGAAUGAGGCGCUAGCGGAACUCGGCUUCGUCUUCCUAUCCCCGGAGGAUACCCAGAGGAGCAUCGAAGAAGGCCCCUCAGGUGAAAUCAUGCUUUCCAGUGCCGAGCGGAUGAAGCUCAUGUUCCCGGAUGCUCCAAGCGGCAACUCCCAGGCUCCUCCCUCGGGCGGCCGUCCCCCAACUCCCCCCGUGAAGCCGACACCCGAGACGACACUGAAGAAGAAGAGGAAGGAAACGGCCUCGGCCGCCGACGCUUUGCAGGGGUCGGAGUCCCCCAUGAUGAAGGACUUCGGCCAUCCCAAAUAUGUCAAGGCGGCCUUCCCCGCUCGGGUCUCCUUCCUAGACCGGGAUUACAACCCGGAGACCUUCCUGCGCAGCUUUACUCCUCCAACCGAUCGUGCCAAGAUAAAAGAUAUCGACCGGGAGACUCUGGCCUCAGAUGCCUUCCAUGAGUUGGGCUCGGCGAUGAUGCGCAUGGCGGCCAAGGAACAAGCUCUCCAGGCCGAGGAGCGGGUUCAGCAACUCGCGGAGGAGGCUGCUCGCAAGGCGCGCCAGGAGGCUCGCGAUCAAGCCGUUGCCGAGUUCCUAGCAUCGGAUGCAUUUCAGGAGGAAGCCUUCACUCGCAUGAAUGAUUUGCUCAAGGCGUGGGGGCAGACUCCUGAGGGUAAGGCAUUCGCUCGCUCCGAAGGAACGUCGUGGUACAACCUCGGUCUGUUCCGAGCGCAGCAAGUCCUCUCGGAUAGGCCGAGCUUGACCCCGCCGCCCUCUCUACGGGACUCUUGGGACUCGGACUCUGAGUUCGAGUCGGUGCACCCCGAUCCUUCUGCCAAGAUCCCGGGGUUCAUCUACUAUUCGUCGGAGGAGGACGAGAGGACACCUUCUCCGUCGGCUCCGCCGGUCCGUCGUGAGGUCGUCGCCCCCCCGGUUCCUGUCGCCCGCGGUGGUCGAGGUCGCCGCCCUCCAGCUCCUCCCGCAGCGAUUCCAAGCGAGAGCUCCGUGGCAUCCCACCAUCCGAGCCGUUGCUCUCCUCAAGACCCAGGCUCGCCCAGCUAUGACGAGUCCAUCGGGCACUCCGUCACCAGUCGGGCUCCUUCACCUUCUCAGCCCCCACCUUGUCUUUGCGAGCGGGGGUGGAAUUGUGGCAUGCACUGAAGUCUACCCGUACUUUAAUUGCAAGGUGUUUAAUUGUUGUAAGGCAUUUGUGCCAUGUAUUUGCCCGUUUUCCGGGAUGAAUAAAAUUUAGAUUUGAUU
Molecule: messenger RNA, 2343 nt
Organism: Cuscuta campestris
Lineage: Eukaryota; Viridiplantae; Streptophyta; Magnoliopsida; Solanales; Convolvulaceae
Source: the annotation of a GenBank genome assembly